AUGGCGACUCCUACGGCUGCCCGCCACAUUGUCAACUUCAUAACCGGCAACGCCAACAAGCUGCGCGAGGUCAAGGCGAUUCUGGAGCCGGCGAUCCAAGUUGAUAGCCAAACACUGGAUUUGAUUGAAGUUCAGGGGACGGUGGAAGAAGUGACGCUUGACAAGUGCCGGAGGGCGGCUGACCUAAUCAAGGGUCCCGUCUUGGUGGAAGACACAUGUCUCUGCUUCAACGCUCUGAACGGGCUUCCAGGGCCGUACAUAAAAUGGUUCAUGGCCAGCAUCGGCCACGUCGGUCUCAACAAUCUACUAGCCGCCUACGAAGACAAGUCGGCUAAGGCCAUGUGCACAUUCGCUUACUCUGCGGGGCCUGGGCAUGAACCGAUUCUCUUCCAGGGCAUCACUGAUGGCAAGAUCGUGCCGGCGAGAGGGCCCCCGGACUUCGGGUGGGAUGCUGUUUUCGAGUACGAGGGACAGACAUACGCUGAAAUGGACAAGGUAGAAAAGAACAAAAUUUCACAUCGCUACCGGGCUCUCGCCAAGCUUCAGGACUGGUUCGCAAAAGAACUUGCUCCUUAG
Molecule: messenger RNA, 576 nt
Organism: Dichotomopilus funicola
Lineage: Eukaryota; Fungi; Ascomycota; Sordariomycetes; Sordariales; Chaetomiaceae
Product: inosine triphosphate pyrophosphatase-like protein
Exons: 5
Coding region: 1-576 (191 amino acids)
Biological process (GO): nucleoside triphosphate catabolic process
Cellular component (GO): cytoplasm
Molecular function (GO): nucleoside triphosphate diphosphatase activity
Source: RefSeq, a predicted model, not a curated record